This is a messenger RNA of Gambusia affinis (western mosquitofish), 5744 nucleotides long. It is a transcript of the gene prkcz, whose product is annotated as protein kinase C, zeta. The record is from RefSeq and is a predicted model, not a curated record. Gene Ontology annotation, biological process: peptidyl-serine phosphorylation; intracellular signal transduction. Bases 242 to 2068 code for a protein of 608 amino acids. The transcript is spliced from 18 exons. Gene Ontology annotation, molecular function: protein binding; protein serine/threonine kinase activity; ATP binding. NCBI's taxonomy places the organism in Eukaryota, Metazoa, Chordata, Actinopteri, Cyprinodontiformes, Poeciliidae.
UCCGGAAAUAACACCGCUACUUAAGUUCCUAUGACUAAAAACUCCGUCAUCGAAGCCUUAAUGAUUCUGAAACAACAGAAAACUUUAAAGUAGCUGUGCUAGUUUAAUUCAGACUAAGCGUUACCUCCAGCCUCGGUAUGUAAAACCUUGUAUUCUAAAGUGAGAAGAGGUUCGGGACAGCAAAGUUUGGACGUGUCCAGUUAACGUUGGGCUGCUUGGGAGUUGAACCAAACUCUUAACGAUGCAUAUGCUGGCGUCAAACGGAUCCAUCAUGGACCUGAACUCCGAGUGGGUGAAAGUUAAAGCUCACUACCGUGGGUUGAUGUUGAUCACUGACUUGGCUGCCACGGUAAGCUUCGUGGAGCUGUGUGAGGAAGUGAGAAAAAUGUGCAGCGUUGCUAAGCAACAGCCCAUCACACUCAAGUGGAUCGAUGAUGAAGGAGACCCUUGCACUAUUUCCUCUCAGAUGGAGCUGGAGGAGGCUUUUAGGAUUUACAGGAGAAGCAAGAGAUCUGGACUGUUGCUGCAUGUUUUCCCCAGCGCUCCAGAGCAGCCAGGCAUGCCCUGCCCUGGAGAAGACAAAUCAGUCUACCGCCGCGGGGCCAGAAGAUGGAGGAAGCUCUACCGAGUGAACGGACACCUUUUCCAGGCCAAAAGCUUUAACAGGAAAGCCUACUGUGGCCACUGUAGCGAAAGGAUAUGGGGGCUGGGCGGGCAGGGCUACAAGUGUAUCAGCUGCAAACUGUUGGUCCAUAAGCGCUGUCACAGACUCCUCCCUCAGACCUGCCAAAGGCUUAUGGAUCCAGUCAUGCCAUCACAGGAACCCCCUGCAGACUCCAAGAGAGAGGAGGUGGACGUCCCACCGGAUGACACGGAGGACACAGACGGGAUAUCUUUUCUGCCACACAACUGUGCAGUGGAUUCAAGGGGAGAUGUAGAGACGAAGGACUCUGACCUCAAUCCCCUGCAGGACAUCAAGGCUGUAGUGGACGGCAUCGACGGCAUUAAGUUGUCCCAAGGCACCACUCUGGGUCUGGGCGACUUUGAGCUGAUCCGUGUAAUUGGGCGAGGUAGCUACGCCAAAGUGCUGCUGGUCCGGCUAAAGAAGAAUGAGCAGGUGUUUGCCAUGAAAGUGGUGAAGAAGGAGCUGGUCCAUGAUGAUGAGGAUAUCGACUGGGUGCAGACUGAGAAGCAUGUGUUUGAGCAGGCGUCUACAAAUCCAUUCUUAGUCGGCCUCCACUCCUGUUUUCAGACAGAAAGUCGGUUAUUUCUGGUGAUCGAAUAUGUGAAUGGUGGGGAUCUGAUGUUUCAUAUGCAACGGCAGCGGAAACUCCCAGAGGAACAUGCCAGAUUUUAUGCUGCUGAAAUCUGCAUCGCUCUGAACUUCCUUCAUGAGAAGGGGAUUAUUUACCGAGAUCUAAAACUUGACAACGUUCUGUUGGACCAUGAAGGACACAUCAAGCUUACGGACUACGGCAUGUGCAAGGAGGGCAUCAGACCAGGGGACACCACCAGCACUUUCUGUGGGACCCCCAACUACAUUGCACCGGAGAUCCUGAGAGGAGAGGACUAUGGCUUCAGUGUAGACUGGUGGGCUCUGGGUGUGCUGAUGUUCGAGAUGAUGGCCGGAAGGUCUCCGUUUGAUAUUAUUACUGACAAUCCUGACAUGAACACAGAGGAAUACCUCUUCCAAGUUAUCCUUGAGAAGCCCAUUCGCAUCCCGAGGUCUCUGUCGGUGAAAGCUGCCAGCGUGCUGAAGGGCUUUCUAAACAAGGAUCCCAAGGAGCGCCUUGGUUGCCAGGUCCAAACAGGCUUCACAGAUAUCAAGUCACACACGUUUUUCCGCAAUAUAGACUGGGACCAGCUGGAAAAGAAGGAGAUGACGGCGCCCUUCAAACCUCAAAUCACUGAUGAGUACGGCUUGGAAAAUUUUGACACGCAGUUUACCAACGAACCAGUGCAGCUAACACCAGACGAUGAGGACGUCAUCAAGAGAAUAGACCAGUCAGAGUUUGAGGGAUUUGAAUACAUCAACCCCCUGCUGCUAUCCACAGAGGAGUCUGUAUGAAGGAGAGAGCAGCUUCCUCUGUCGCCCACCUUCUGUCUGUCCAAGCUGCCGUCUUAGCCAAAAAUAAAACCAACACAAGCCAACAGUGGAAGGCCAGGAGGAGGAUGAUGAACUCGCUUCAUGAAGGCGACGCGGACAGGGGGACGGGAAAGUUUCCUUCCUGGACUUUUGGGUUGUUUUGUUGAGUAUCAGACUCUGCUGUCUGUGGAGUUUGUAAGUGGAAAGUAAACCGUGGACUCCGGGAUCAUUCCCCACCCUUCUGUUCUCCUCUCCUUUUCUCUUUCAGCUUAUUUCCAUCCUCGAGUCAAAGCAUGACCGGCUUUGUGAUUUCAGAGCAGAAGUGUGUCGUUCUGUGCCUGCCAUCAUGAAAGACAUUUCCACCCGUCCCAGGAUGAAGACCAGAGUUCUGACCGAGAGCUUCAGAUGACUUUAGGUGCCCCGUUCCUCAUUUCUGUGUUUCUAUCUCGUAGACGAGGCCACGCCUCGGACCGAGCAAGAAUGUACAAUGUCAACGUAAAGAAUCAGGUUUUUGCGUGUUACGAUGUUGGUAACGAAUCCAAAAUGGACGAUGCCUUUUGUUGAUGCGACUGGCACAUUCUCAUUCUCAACCGCAAUUUUUUUUUUUUUUACCUUCUCUGAUUGUCUCUAACUAAACUUGGGAGUCUGUCUGAGAGAGUAGUUUUUAUUUAAUAAGUGCCUCAAAGAUCAAAUGAGUUCUGUCUCUGAUUGCUCCUCCUGGACCUUCUCCGCCCACCGGCUCCGGCCGCUCAGUCCAAUCCUCUUGUUUUCAGUGUUAAAACCUCUCAGCGAUGAUUGUCUAUAAGUUUGCUCGAGCAGAAUCGGGACACAGGGAGAGCUUGUUGAGUCUUUAAUGCCUGAACAGACGCCAUCCCCAGCGUCCCACUUCCUGCCAGACAGCUGGACAGAAGCAUCCGCACUCGACUGGUUCUGACUUCCACAGUGAGACGCCACGUGUCUCCGUCUCCGAACCAAGGUCGGCUUUGCUGGAUGUAGAGAGAGCUGGGCUCUGGAUCCGCAGGGGACCAUAGAACACCAGCAGAAGGUUUCAAGAGAUGAACGUCGGACGGUUUAGCCUUGUCGUGUUAGCUGAUGGCUGUUUGGUAUCAGUGUCGUCCCUUCAGCCAGACACAGUUUGAAUCACAGGUCUCGCUCAGCAAACUGGGUAGAAUUAAAUGAACGAUGACCUAAGCUGUUACCAGAGAGUUCUGAUAGGAUGGAGCAGAAGAUGGAUGGGUGGAGCCUGCAGUACUGCCGCCGCUGCUCCGAUCUGUUGUGGUGAUACAGACAACCGGUUCUGUCACUUAAGCUGGCCUGAACUGGUCGCGGAGGUAGAAAUGUGACGGUCAGCCUGUCGUACUUCCAGACAGGCUGACCGUGUUCAGGUACAGAGUCCAUAUCCUCCGUCUGCAUCUGGACCCCAGCUGAUCCGCGAAGCUUAGAACCCGUUGAGCCCUGAAUGAACAAAGUCAGCAUUCCUGAACAUUGACACCGUAUUCAUGGAUCAGCCUCACUCUGCUCUUCGACCUAAACCUUCCACACUCUUCUCAAGAUUGGACCUCUAGCUCCACUGGCUGUGUGCGGAGUCAGGAGGAAGACAAAGCAGAAAACUACGUGGCGUUCUGCUGGACACGAGAGAGAGGAGAGGAUUUGGGAAGGUAAACCAAGACCCAGCUUGGUUGGAUCAUUUGCAUGAGCUGUCUCUUCAACGUUUGAUUCCUGUGUGAUGUAAGUGCACCAGUCUGUGCAGCAGGCCCUUGGUUUUUUGUCAAGGUCCUUCUGCCUGAGUCUGAUGCUCAGAAGGUUUAAAGCAGGGAUCGCAUCAUUGAUCUUGUUGGACGGUGGUGCUGCUGCUGGAAGACGUGUGUCAGUUCUACACCGAGAGCCUUCCUCAUGGUCCAGAGCCCAGCCGCCACCUGCAGCUCGGCGUGCGGCGCACGCUUUGCAGUUUGAAGGUAACCCGGGUUCUAGCUGAUCCACGUACUGCCACUCUCACAGCUGACGUUUCACAUAUAUUGUCACUGACAAUAUAUGUGACGUUUUCAAGUUCAGAUGUUCGUUUCCCUCGCGCUGCAAAUAUUUCCUUUGAACAUAAAAAGCACAGACUGCUUUCCUGAGACGGAUAAUGAAUGAUUCUUCUGUUGAAGAAAAACAACUGGAGUGGCUAAUGCAUCUAGUCCAUUUUUAUACACGAUCUACUGAGUUGGAGAUUUAAGUUUGAGCUUUUUUUUUUUCCUUUAAAUACAGAAAAGUCUGGAAACACCCAGAUUCUUCCGACUUCUCCUGGAGCAGAACUGUUGUGUUCAGGAACCCCAUAAUAAUCUGUGAAUAUCAACUCUGAGGAUGGAGGUCGAUCUCCUCGGGAAGGGGGGUGGGGGGAGAGGAGCUCUCUGUGGGCCGGGAAUUACGAGAUGAACUGUGACCUGUGCUAAUUUGAUAACGCCGUAAUAGGAUUAAUGAGCUCACCUUGACUGUGAAUCUUAAUAAUCUGCAGGGUGGGAUCGGAUAGGUAACGAAGUGCUUCUGUUUCCACCAACAUGCUGAUGGAGAUCAGAGGAAGCCUCCCCGAUAAACUCCACCUGUUUCGCUGCAUGUUCUAAACAAUUUCGUUGAGCUUUUUUGUACGUCGGACGACAUGUUUUCUGAGGGACCAAUGGAUGAACUGGAAGUCCUUGAAUCCAAACGUCAGAACACCUUAAAGAAUGACUGAAAAAUGAAGGAAAUAAGACCACGAUUUUUAUUAAACAUAAUGCUGGGUCAAUCUGCUUACCGUUGCUUCACUACGUCCUUGUAAAUAUGUGUAAUUAUUAAAAUGAUACUGGUUUUCCGUGACCUUGCUCCGUCCUUGUUUGAUUUGCAGGGAAACGAAGCUCCAGUGUUAAACGGCAUCAAGGCUCAUCAGCGCUCUCUACGUUCUCACAGUGAGGGAAGAACCUUCUUAGAUCAUCCUCUGAAAUUUUCAUCCGUCUACUAGAAUAUUCAUGAAUCUGCAUCUUCACGUGAUUGGGUCAGCUUAGUCAAAAUCACUUCAUAAUGCUCGAAUGGCUCUUAAAUAGUUUGUACAUUUUCAGGGUGCCGAGAAAAAAAGAAAAAUAAAUCACACACACACACACAAUUCUUCCAAUCUGCACCUUUUCCACAUAAAUGCUGCCAGAACUUACAUAUUUCUACAGUAACAAGUUCCACUGACUAAACCUAAAAGCCAACGUAGGCAUACAAAGAAUAUCCCAAAGCCUAAUGUAGGCUACAUUUAUGUUCAUCUACUGGGACAAAUGAAGUAGCAUUUAUACAGUGGUGUUCAAAAUCAGUUAAUUUCUCAAAUCGGAUUAGUGGAAAAACCCAGCAGGGCAUCGACUAAGUAUUCACUCCUAGACGUAGCGGCAGUAGACAAUGGCUCGCGUUGAGUCGAUGACUUAAUACUCCAUAUGUAGCAACGGCAAAGAGGAAAAACUCCUUUAACAGGAAGGAACCUCCAGCGUAAGCAGAACGUGGCUCUGAGGUUUGAGAAGACAGAACAGAACAGAACUCUCCCCCCAGAAAACACCAAGAACUGAUGUUGGGACAGAAAUGCAGCCGGACCAGAAUUAUUUGCUUGAUGGUCGGGGUCCUGGUCGGGCUUCUGUGGCAUGUUUAAUAAAUUCAAUUUAUUACAAAUGUU